GAAGCGAGGCUGGAAAUCGGCAGCUGGUGCCGCGAGGGUCAGUACCCGGAGCAGGAAGAGUGUGACACCGAGCGGGGAAAUCAAACCAGAAAACAGGUCGUUGGGGGGAGACGGAGAAGGAUGGAGCCGAGAUUACCAGUUAAACGGUCACUGAAGUUGGACAAAAGGGCAGAUGAGGCAACACCUUGCAAGAAAAACCACAAGGUUUCCAUCGAAAGAUUUUCCCCGGUCACUGGAACUCAGUGUCUUAGCCCUUUUACCCCCAGGGGUGCCCUCUGUGGAGCAAAAUCUGAUGUUGCUGAAUCGAAUGUGGAAAAGUCUAAAGUUUCCACAAAACGGCAUCUGCAUGCAGCCCAGAAAGAGUUAAAUAUUUUGAGGUCAAAAGUGGAAAAGUCUGUCUUGGUUAUCAAAGCAACCAGAGAGAAGUUGGGUGCUCUGCAGGCUUUAGAGGGGAGAAAAGAGUUUGAAUAUUUAAUCGGUGCCUGGAACAAGUCAGGGGAUCUGACUGCAGAGCUCCAAAGAAACAGGGAACUCAUGGAAAGAAGAAGCAACCAAGCUGCUAAGGACAGACUUGUCACACUGGCUGGAAUUAGAAGUUGACAAUGGUGCCCUUGCCCAGCAAUGGGAUAACAUGCAGGAGCCUUUCUCCAGGAGGCCAAUCUUAUUUUGAGGUAAUUGGGUACUUACCCAGGCAGUGUCAGGCCACUCACCUGUUGGGUGGGAACUAUGUCUGGAAGCUGGUCACUUAUAAGCUGGUAAUACCACUGGAAGUAGUGAUCCCAUCUGUCUUACA
Molecule: messenger RNA, 793 nt
Organism: Stegostoma tigrinum
Lineage: Eukaryota; Metazoa; Chordata; Chondrichthyes; Orectolobiformes; Stegostomatidae
Product: centromere protein R-like
Exons: 8
Coding region: 121-600 (159 amino acids)
Biological process (GO): regulation of DNA-templated transcription; CENP-A containing chromatin assembly
Cellular component (GO): nucleoplasm
Source: RefSeq, a predicted model, not a curated record